Molecule: messenger RNA, 199 nt
Organism: Nezara viridula (southern green stink bug)
Lineage: Eukaryota; Metazoa; Arthropoda; Insecta; Hemiptera; Pentatomidae
Source: the annotation of a GenBank genome assembly
AUGAAAACCGUUUCAUCAAAAUUUCAAUCCCUGCUUAAAAUCUGCCUUGAUUUCAUCAAGUAUUGCAAUCCCAGCAAAAGUGAAGAAGAUACGUAUAUACGCAAGUGUUAUAGACUGGAUUAAGUAAGUAAGUAAGCAAAAAUAAGGAAGAAAAAAAAUAAAGAUGAUCAGCAUAUACGCAAGUGUUAUCGUCGAACAA